AUGAUAAGCACCGGCCGAGGCUUAUUCACAACGGUGGUUAGCUCCGCCAAGUGCCAUCUCACAUUUCCGAGCUCCAAUCCAAUGGCGUGCAUUUCUUACGCUAUCCUCAGACUCGUCAGCCCAACUGCCGCCGCACUGCCGUCGCGGAAGUUAUCGCUCCCAAUCCUCAUCCGCCGCAAGGUAUCGGCGGCUUAUCCUGCUCUUCCCUUGUCCGAAACAGGAGAAAUAAGAAGCACCGAGCUUGUUGCCCGUGAAUACGCCGACCUCAACCUCCCCGACAGACUCUGCAAGGAGGUGGGCCAUGUUCGAAUCCGGCAGCAUGUCAAUCCUCUCAGUUCCUCUUCCAUGAUUCCUGUGGAUGUACCAGAUUGGAAUGCCGUAUAUGAGGACUCGACAUUGCCACUGAUGGUGGAUAUUGGUUGUGGCAGUGGCAGAUUCCUCAUGUGGCAUGCAAAGAGAAAUCCUGGGUUAAGGAAUUAUCUGGGAUUGGAAAUACGUCCAAAAUUGGUCAGACGUGCUGGACAUUGUGUAAAUGAACUGGGGUUGAAGAAUAUACAUUUUAUUUUUGCCAAUGCAACGGUCUCCUUCAAACAGCUCGUAUCAACAUAUCCUGGUCCCUUGGUUUUGGUAUCUAUUUUGUGCCCAGAUCCUUAUUUCAAGAGAAAACAUCAUAAAAGAAGGGUUGUUCAGAAGCCUCUGGUCGAGUCAAUUAUAGAACUUGUAGUUCCUGGUGGAAAGAUUUUCAUACAAUCUGAUGUACUGGAUGUGGCACUUGACAUGAGAAGCAAUUUUGAUGCUGAGUCGAAUAGAUUAGUACACAUUGACAGUAUUAACGGUGAUAUGCUCUGUGAUCAUGAUGGCUGGUUGUUGAGUAAUCCAAUGGGAAUAAGAACAGAGAGAGAAAUUCAUGAGGAAUUAAAAGGUGCUCGAAUCUUUCGAAGGAUGUAUCAGAAGCUAAGUUGA
Messenger RNA from Striga hermonthica, 963 nucleotides. NCBI's taxonomy places the organism in Eukaryota, Viridiplantae, Streptophyta, Magnoliopsida, Lamiales, Orobanchaceae. The record is from the annotation of a GenBank genome assembly.